AUGGUCGAUCAGAUGCUUAGCCGCCCAGCUAUGGGACAGGUAGCUUCCCUAGGUAGCCUCUAUGAUGCUCGGAGUGACUCAUUCAUAUCUUUCUCUUUGUUACGAAAGACACCGCCAACCGAGUGCAUUGAGACAACAGGAAUGCCUUCUACGACUAUUAAAUUUAGUAAAACAGACACAUUCCAAGAAAAGUUUGACCAGCUCCAUAUCCCAGCUGAGCUCCAAGCAAGUUUCUUGGCGGGUCUCGUUAAAGUGGGGGUUUCAAGGCUUUACUUGGAUGACAAAAGACAAACGAAUCAGGUCGCACAGUGUACUCUGCACUACAGCACUACGACUGUCGAACAAACGCUUCAACUAUCUUCCCCGGAUGUCUGCCCCUGUUUAGACCGCAUUAUUCUUGGUACCGGUCUCGCCACACAUGUGGUCACUGGUAUCAGGUGGGGAGCCAACUGUGUUGUCACGGCCAAAAGUCAAGUCACUCGGCAGCAGGACAUAUCCGAGAUUUCCGGUGAAUUGGAGGCUCAAAUGAAUGAACUCAUUGCCCCCGGAUUGACCGUGAAGGGCUCUGCGGGUGUCAACAAAAUAGCUACAUGUCAAGACUCAGGAUCUUCAUCUUAUAUCACCGUCCAUGGUAAUGUGGUGGCAGAUGAUGGGCUAAUGCCCACUGACCUUGAAAGCGCCAAAAUUUUCAUGAGCAAGAUACCCAAGUACAUCCAAAAUGCCAAUGACGGAAAAGGAAAGCCAAUCGCCUUUAUGCUUAUGCCUCUUUCUAUUCUGAGAAUGUUCGGUUAUCCCGAGGUCAGGACCGAUAUGAUACUUCGCCAACUAAGUAUUGAUUACGUUGAAAGUUUCGUUCGCCUUUUCGAGAUAUUAGGCAUACCCAGCAGAAGCUCAACGACUAUCAAGCGCGGAUUCUCAAUCAUGAAGCUGUUGUUGCUCCAGCCCAUGUAG
Messenger RNA from Penicillium odoratum, 951 nucleotides. RefSeq lists its product as uncharacterized. The record is from RefSeq and is a predicted model, not a curated record. The transcript has a single exon. Lineage: Eukaryota; Fungi; Ascomycota; Eurotiomycetes; Eurotiales; Aspergillaceae. The coding region runs from base 1 to 951 and encodes 316 amino acids.